AUGCGAAUUGAAAGCGAGCGCACGUUUUAUCCAUUGCCUCCCGGCUCCACGUUGGGUGAACGGAAAAUCUCCCCCCCGCGCUCCCUCCCCAGCAAACGCCUGCAAGCACCUCGCCGCCUAGCCACUAAAAUGGCCUGCCUGUGCGCGCUCCGAAAGAAAAGCCGCAAAGCCUCCGCGUCCGCUCGCUUUAGUGCCGCCUCGGCGGGGCUUCCGGGGGCGGCCGGGCCCGGCGCCGGGCAGCUGUGUUGCCUGCGAGAGGAAGGCGAGCGGUGCAGCCGAGCGGCCGGCAACGCCAGCUUCAGCAAGCGGAUCCAGAAGAGCAUCUCGCAAAAGAAGGUGAAGAUCGAGCUGGACAAGAGUGCAAGGCAUCUUUAUAUUUGUGAUUUCCACAAAAACUUAAUUCAAAGUGUCCGGAACAGAAGAAAGAGAAAAGGAAGUGAUGAUGACGGUGACUCGCCUGUGCAAGAUAUCGACACUCCAGAGGUUGAUCUCUUUCAGUUGCAAGUAAACACACUAAGAAGAUACAAAAGGCAUUUCAAAUUGCAGACCAGACCAGGUCUUAACAAAGCACAGCUUGUUGAAAUAAUUGGAUGUCAUUUCCGGACAAUUCCUGUGAAUGAAAAGGACACCUUAACCUAUUUCAUCUACUCUGUGAAGAAUGACAAGAACAAAUCUGAUCUGAAAAUGGAUAGUAGUGUUCACUAAAUAAAUGAACUUGAGACUUGGCAGACCAAAAAGACUAUUUUGGAUGUGCUGAAACUUUCUUUGUAACUGGUAUUCAGAUGAAGAAUUCUGAUGUUAUUUUUCUUGGGAAAAAUACAGCUCAUAAAUGAGAUUUCCAUGGUAAAAAUAUUUUAAAUAAAUACUAUUGAUGUUGCUGCA
Messenger RNA from Pogona vitticeps (central bearded dragon), 882 nucleotides. NCBI's taxonomy places the organism in Eukaryota, Metazoa, Chordata, Lepidosauria, Squamata, Agamidae. The record is from RefSeq and is a predicted model, not a curated record.